This is a messenger RNA of Rhodofomes roseus, 1003 nucleotides long. RefSeq lists its product as uncharacterized. Gene Ontology annotation, biological process: tRNA 5'-leader removal. NCBI's taxonomy places the organism in Eukaryota, Fungi, Basidiomycota, Agaricomycetes, Polyporales, Fomitopsidaceae. Gene Ontology annotation, molecular function: nucleic acid binding. The transcript has 2 exons. Bases 71 to 901 code for a protein of 276 amino acids. The record is from RefSeq and is a predicted model, not a curated record. Gene Ontology annotation, cellular component: ribonuclease MRP complex; nucleolar ribonuclease P complex.
CGGCCAUCGCUGCACUUCCCCAGUUCCUCGUUGGCUCCUCGAGCCUCGAGGCCGGGCACGCUCGCACUCAAUGACAUCUACUCGAAAACGCACCAUUGACUCUGCACCAGACGAGGGGCCUAACAAACGCCCCAGGACCAACUCCGCACACGCUACCAUGACGGACAGUGCCACUCACAGACUACCGAGCGCAGAGGCACCCACCGAUGCGCAGGCUCAGCAAGAGGUGGCACCAACAGCGGCCGCCCAGCAGGACGUCCAGGAGGCGCGGAGGCCGGAGAAGAGUGGCGGGAACGCGGUCGCUGGUCCUUCUAAACCUCGGCAUACCAUCCGCAAACUCGACCCACCGCGUCCAUUCCCUACAGUCCCAGCCUCGGUCUCUGCGACGGGACCCCGUUCGGCCCACACGGAGGGCAAGAACUACAUUUGCAUCACGCGUAAGACGCAACUUGGCGCGUAUCUGCGGCGGUGUAAGGAUGUCAUCAUGAAAGACGGGUAUAAGACACUACAUCUGAGCGCCAUGGGUGCGGCCAUCCCGCAACUCAUGCAACUCACGCUGUCACUGCCUGGCAUCCUACCUCACGCGCCAGAUGAGAUUCGUAGGGAAGUGCAGACGGGGACAGUGCAAGUGCAGGACGAAGUUAUUCCUGACGACGAGGACGAGGACAUCACGUAUCAGGUUCGAGGAAAGUCGACUGUGAGUGUCGUCAUCACGAUCGGCGACGGCGUGGACGAGGGCAGCGGGAGGAGCAAGGCGCGAAGUCAUGGCAAGCGGGUGCAGUCUACGGUGGCGGCUGCAGGCGGCAAUACUGGAGCAGGCAGGGCAGCAGGGAGAAAGAGUAAGCAAACAGCGGCCGCUGCACGGACUACUAGCACGAGUCAAGGAUUGGGUUCUUCAUAACUUAAAUCCAUAUCGUCUAUGUCGUUUGUAGGCCUCUGAGUCUCAGUCUUGGCAAGUGUAAAGUUUCGCAAUCAUCCUUACUCUUGCUAGUUGUGGCAGUAC